This is a messenger RNA of Nezara viridula (southern green stink bug), 2778 nucleotides long. The record is from the annotation of a GenBank genome assembly. Lineage: Eukaryota; Metazoa; Arthropoda; Insecta; Hemiptera; Pentatomidae.
AUUUUGAAUUUGAAGAUAACCAUUUUCUGUGUGAUACUAGUAUCGUCGGUAAACGUUUGAAUGGAAAACGUUUGCUGUUAUCUACUUUGUAAUUUUGUUAUUGCGUAAGAGGUACUGUUGAAACUAUUACUUCUAUUUGAUAUUCAGACACUUUCGCCGGUUCCUGUAUUAUAUUUUAUUUUACCACUUUUUGAAAUGGCUGAUAACUAUCGUUCUCCUUUUUCUACGAGGUAUUCCUCAUUUGAAAUGAAAUACAAUUUUAGUGAUGAAAAGAAAUUUAAAACUUGGAGACAAUUGUGGGUAUAUCUUGCAAAAGCAGAAAAGGAAUUAGGAUUGCAGAUAACAAAAGAACAAAUUGGUGAAUUAGAAGCAAAUUUGGAAAACCUUGAUCUGAAAGCUGCAGAGGAAGAAGAAAAAUUGACCAGGCAUGAUGUUAUGGCUCAUGUUCAUGUUUAUGCUCGCUCAUGUAAAACUGCGGCACCUAUCAUUCAUCUUGGAGCAACAUCUUGUUAUGUUGGAGAUAAUACUGAUUUAAUAACAAUACGUGAUGGUCUUGAUAUUCUCUUGCCUAAGCUUGCUACAUGCAUUAAUCGUUUAGCAAAUUUUGCUGAACAAUAUAAAUGCCUGCCUACAUUAGGUUUUACUCAUUUACAACCUGCACAAUUAACCACAGUGGGUAAACGUGCUUGCCUGUGGAUCCAAGAUUUUCUCAUGGAUGAAAGAGCUUUGUCGAGGGCAAAAUCAGAUCUUAGAUUCCGUGGAGUCAAGGGUACUACUGGAACACAAGCAUCAUUUUUGACCCUUUUUGAUGGUGAUGAAACCAAAGUUAUACAAUUAGAUAAACUGGUCACUAAAAUGGCUGGCUUUGAUUCCACAUUUUCAGUAUGCGGCCAAACCUACCCACGUAAACUUGAUGUUGAAAUUGUUGCUGCACUCAGUGGACUUGGAGCUACGGCUCAUAAAAUGUGUACCGACCUAAGGAUAUUGGCAAACAUGAAGGAAAUUGAAGAACCUUUUGAAAAAUCGCAAAUAGGAUCAAGUGCUAUGGCUUACAAGAGAAAUCCUAUGAGAAGUGAAAGGUGCUGUGCGCUAUCCCGACAUCUCAUCACUCUUUAUAACAACGCUGCCAAUACAGCAGCAGUGCAAUGGUUCGAAAGAACUCUUGAUGAUAGUGCCAAUAGGAGAAUAACUUUGUCAGAAGCAUUUUUAUGUGCUGAUGCCCUGCUUAUUACAUUAAUGAAUGUAGUUGAAGGCCUGGUUGUUUAUCCUAAGGUGAUUGAAAGGCAUAUUAAUGAGGAACUCCCAUUUAUGGCUACAGAAAACAUAAUUAUGGCCAUGGUUAAGGCUGGAGGAGAUAGACAGGUUUGCCACGAACGCAUACGAGUCCUUUCUCAAGAGGCAGGAGCACAAGUUAAACUCUUAGGGGCUAAUAAUGACUUGGUUGAUCGAAUCAAGGCAGAUCCAUACUUUGAGCCCAUACUUUCAAAUUUGGAGAAUAUUUUGGACCCUGCAACAUUUAUAGGAAGAGCCCCAAAUCAGGUUUCAGAAUUUAUUUCAGUUGAAGUCAAUCCUAUUCUAUCUAAAUACAAAGGAAAAAUGAUCGACAAACCAGUGGUUUUAAACAUAUGAAAUGUGAAGAGGAGGACAACAAUUGUUUUAAAGGAAUCUUUUAGAGCUCUAUAUUCUUAUGCUAUGAAACAUGUAUUUUAUUUUUAUUAUAAAAAAAAAAACUUAAAAAAUAUAUAUAAUAAAAUAUACGGAUAAUAAGGAAGUACAUAUGGUGGUAUUAACUACAUCACAUAAAAUGCCAUAAAUAUAGAAUAUAUUGUCAGUUUAUUACUAAAACUCACUAAGUGCAUUUUUGAUGGAGCUGAACUUUUAAGAAUGUUUUUGUGAGUUUAGAUCUUAUUAAUUGAUUUUUAAAAAAACAUGUUAAGUGCACAAUUUUCUGAUUCUACAAAAGUGAAAUUCAUCAAAACUCUGAAUUAUUAAAGGUUAGGAAAUGUCACUUAAUAACUUUUUGCAAUGAUCCAAGAAUAUAAUAGUUUAAGUGAAAUCUCACUGAUGAAGUAUGCGAAUAUUGGAAAAAAGAGUACAGAGGUAUAUGAUAUGAAUUAAGAAGUUUGUUCUCACAUUUAUCAAUUUGUUCAAUUUUUAUUUUAACUACUACCAUUUCUUGUUCAGUGAUAAAUAAAAAACAACUUAAGUAUUAUAAUAGAGAUUAAUGUUAAUAAAAUAUUUUUGGUAAAUCAGAAAAUGAAAAGGUAAGGAAAAUUUAGCUGUUAUCAAUAUAGCCAGAUGUUUCUAUUUUAUUCUAUUGAGGAAACCAUUUGUAGAUAAACUGAAUCUUAACCAAUCUGACUGUGGCUUCACAGAUUCAGAACUUUUUAAUUUCAAAGCAUCUAAACUACAUUUAUAUAAAUUAUUAGGAAAAGAAAACUAUAUUUCUACAACCUAUGGAGUGUCUUGGGUUCGGUGUUAAGAUUUCCCACUUUACAGAACCUGAAUGUGUCCCAGAAGAGUCUCGCAACCUCAGGGUUAUUCCCUUAGCAAAAUAAAUAAUUACCUGUCACUCCCAUAUAAAUACCCGAGUUGGGAGAAAAUUAACAGAGUUGAUACAUCUUUAUUCUCACCUAACAUAAAAUGUGACUUUCAUUAAUCAUCAUUUUUGUCAUUUUAAAUGACAAAUAAUAUUUAAUCAUUAUUAAUGAUUAAUAUUUUAAAUGUACCAGUUAUAAAUUAAUAAAAUUUAGAAUAAUAUAUCAAAUUUCAUAUUAA